CUUUCCCUUCCAGAACCAUGGAUCUCUCUGGGGUGAAGGUUCUGGAGACGGCGGAGGACAUCCAGGAGCGGCGCCAGCAGGUUCUGGACCGCUACCACCGCUUCAAGGAGUUGUCCACCCUGCGCCGCCAGAAGCUGGAAGAUUCCUACCGCUUUCAGUUCUUCCAGCGCGACGCCAACGAGUUGGAGAAGUGGAUCCAGGAGAAGCUCCAGGUGGCCUCGGACGAGAGCUACAAGGAUCCCACCAACCUGCAGGGCAAGCUCCAGAAACACCAAGCCUUUGAGGCCGAAGUCCAGGCCAACGCCGGCGCCAUUGUCAAACUGGAUGAGACUGGGAACCAGAUGAUGAACGAGGGGCAUUUCGCCAGCGAAACCAUCCGGACCCGGAUGCAGGAACUCCACCGCCUGUGGGAACUUCUCCUGGAAAAGACCCGGGAAAAGGGGGUCAAACUCCUCCAGGCCCAGAAACUGGUCCAGUACUUGCGGGAAUGCGAGGAUGUCAUGGACUGGAUCAAUGACAAGGAAGCCAUUGUCACCUCGGAGGAACUGGGCCAGGAUUUGGAGCAUGUGGAAGUUCUGCAGAAGAAAUUUGAGGAGUUCCAGACGGAUUUGGCGGCUCACGAGGAAAGAGUGAACGAAGUGAACCAGUUUGCCGGGAAGCUGGUCCAGGAGCAGCACCCGGAAGAGGAAGUGAUCCGCUCCAAACAGGAAGAAGUCAACGCUUCCUGGCAGCGACUGAAGGGACUGGCUCUCCAGAGGCAGGGGAAACUUUUUGGGGCGGCCGAAGUCCAGCGCUUCAACAGAGACGUCGACGAAACCAUCAGCUGGAUCAAGGAAAAGGAGCAGCUCAUGGCGUCUGACGAUUUCGGACGGGAUCUGGCCAGUGUCCAGGCUCUCCUGCGCAAACAUGAGGGGCUGGAGAGGGAUCUCGCCGCCCUGGAGGACAAGGUCAAGGCUCUGGGCGCCGAAGCCGACCGCCUUCAGGAGUCCCACCCUCCCAACGCCCCCCAGAUCCACGUCAAGCGGGAGGAGCUGGUGGCCAACUGGGAGCAGAUUCGCACCCGGGCCGCCGAGAGGCACGCCCACCUGAACGACUCCUACCGCCUGCAGCGAUUCCUGGCCGAUUUCCGCGAUCUCACCAGUUGGGUAACCGAAAUGAAGGCUUUGAUCAACGCUGACGAACUUGCUAACGAUGUCGCCGGAGCCGAAGCCCUUCUUGACCGUCAUCAGGAACACAAGGGAGAAAUUGAUGCUCACGAAGAUAGUUUCAAGUCGGCCGACGAAACGGGGCAAGCUCUCCUUACGGCUGGACAUUAUGCUUCUGCGGAAGUGAGAGAGAAGCUGACCGUCCUAUCGGAGGAGCGAGCCGCCCUCUUGGAAUUGUGGGAACUUCGGCGCCAGCAAUACGAACAAUGUAUGGAUCUCCAGCUUUUCUACCGGGACACCGAGCAAGUUGACAACUGGAUGAGCAAACAGGAGGCCUUCCUGCUGAACGAAGAUCUGGGCGAUUCUCUCGACAGCGUGGAAGCGCUGCUGAAAAAGCACGAAGAUUUUGAGAAAUCCCUCAGCGCCCAGGAAGAAAAAAUCACGGCCCUGGACGAAUUUGCCACCAAGUUGAUGCAGAACAAUCACUAUGCCAAAGAAGACGUUUCGAGCCGGAGAGACGCGCUCUUGAACCGCCGCAACGCCCUCCAUGAGAGAGCGCUCCGCCGCCGGGCGCAACUCGCCGACUCCUUCCAUCUCCAGCAAUUCUUCCGCGACUCGGACGAACUCAAGAGUUGGGUCAACGAGAAGAUGAAGACCGCCACCGACGAGGCCUACAAGGAUCCGUCCAACCUGCAGGGCAAAGUCCAGAAGCACCAGGCCUUUGAGGCGGAGCUCUCGGCCAAUCAGAGCCGGAUCGACGGCCUGGAGAAGGCGGGGCAAAAGCUGACGGACACCCAGCACUACGCCUCCGAGGAGGUGGAGGCCCGGCAGAGCGAGGUCCUCCGCCUGUGGAAGAAGCUUCUGGAAGCCACCGAGCUGAAAGGGGUCAAGCUGCGCGAAGCCAACCAGCAGCAACAAUUCAACCGCAACGUGGAGGACAUUGAGUUGUGGCUCUACGAGGUCGAAGGUCACCUGGCCUCGGACGACUACGGAAAGGACCUCACCAACGUCCAGAACCUCCAGAAGAAACACGCCCUCCUGGAGGCCGACGUGGCCGCCCACCAGGACCGGAUUGACGGCAUCGCCAUCCAGGCCCGCCAGUUCCAGGAGGCCGGCCAUUUUGACGCCGGAAACAUCCGGAAGAAGCAGGAGGCCUUGGGGGCCCGUUACGAGGCCCUGCGCGACCCCAUGGCGGCCCGGAAGCAGAAGCUGGCCGACUCGCUCCGCCUCCAGCAGCUCUUCCGGGACGUAGAAGACGAGGAGACCUGGAUCCGGGAGAAGGAGCCCAUCGCCGCCUCUACCAACCGAGGCAAGGACCUCAUUGGGGUCCAGAACCUCUUGAAGAAGCACCAGGCCUUACAGGCCGAAAUUGCCGGACACGAACCCCGAAUCAAGGCCGUCACUCAGAAGGGGAACACCAUGGUGGAAGAAGGCCACUUCGCCUCCGACGACGUCCGAGCCAAACUCUCCGACUUGCACCAGAAGUGGGAAUCUCUUAAAGGGAAAGCGUCCCAGCGGCGCCAGGAUCUAGAAGAUUCCCUGCAGGCCCAGCAAUACUUCGCCGACGCUAACGAGGCCGAAUCCUGGAUGAGGGAAAAGGAGCCCAUCGUUAGCAGCACCGAUUACGGGAAAGACGAGGAUUCGGCCGAGGCGCUCCUCAAAAAGCAUGAAGCGCUGAUGUCGGAUCUGAGCGCCUACGGCAGCAGCAUUCAAGCGCUGCGGGAGCAAGCCCAGGCCUGCCGGCAACAAGUUGCUCCCACCGACGACGAGACCGGCAAGGAACUGGUCCUCGCCCUUUACGACUACCAGGAGAAAAGUCCCCGCGAGGUGACCAUGAAGAAGGGCGAUAUCCUGACCUUACUCAACAGCACCAACAAGGAUUGGUGGAAAGUGGAAGUCAACGACCGGCAAGGCUUCGUCCCUGCCGCCUACGUCAAGAAGCUGGAUCCGGCCCAGUCGGGAUCGCGGGAGAACCUUCCAGACGAGCAGGGCGGGAUCGGGGCGCGGCAGGAGCAAAUCGACAAUCAGACUUUGCUAACCAAAGAAGCCGGUAGCGUCUCCCUGCGCAUGAAAAUGGUGGAGGAACUGUACGCCUCCCUCCUGGAGCUGGGCGAGAAGCGGAAAUCCAUGCUGGAAAAAAGCUGCAAGAAAUUCACCCUCUUCCGGGAGGCCAACGAAUUGCAGCAGUGGAUCCACGAGAAGGAGGCGGCCCUGACCAACGAGGAGGUCGGGGCGGAUCUGGAGCAGGUGGAGGUGCUGCAGAAGAAGUUUGACGACUUCCAGAAGGACCUGAAGGCCAACGAGUCGCGGCUGAAGGACAUCAACAAGGUGGCCAACGACUUGGAGUCCGAAGGGCUGAUGGCCGAGGAGGUCCAGGCUGUUCAGCAGCAGGAAGUCUAUGGGAUGUUGCCACGGGAUGAAACCGAUUCGAAAACAGCGUCUCCUUGGAAGUCCGCCAAACUUAUGCUCCACACAGUGGCGACCUUCAACUCCAUCAAGGAACUGAACGAGCGCUGGCGAUCCCUCCAGCGAUUGGCCGAAGAGCGGAGCCAGCUAUUGGGCAGCGCUCACGAGGUCCAGCGCUUCCACAGGGACGCCGACGAAACGAAAGAAUGGAUCGAGGAGAAGAACCAGGCCCUGAACACCGACAACUACGGCCACGACUUGGCCAGCGUCCAGGCCCUGCAGAGGAAGCACGAGGGGUUCGAGAGGGACCUGGCCGCCCUGGGGGACAAGGUCAACUCCCUGGGGGAGACGGCCGAGCGGCUGAUCCAGUCCCACCCGGAGUCGGCGCAGGACCUGCGGGAGAAAUGCACCGAGUUGGACCAGGCCUGGGGCAGCCUGGGGAAGCGGGCCGACCAGAGGAAGGGGAAGCUGGGAGACUCCCACGACCUCCAGCGCUUCCUGGGAGACUUCCGGGAUCUGAUGUCUUGGAUCAACGGGAUCCGCGGACUCGUCUCCUCCGACGAAUUAGCAAAGGACGUGACCGGGGCGGAGGCUUUGCUGGAGAGACACCAAGAGCACCGCACCGAAAUCGACGCCCGUUCCGGAACCUUCCAGGCCUUUGAACAAUUUGGCCAGCACCUAUUGGCCCGCGGCCAUUACGCCAGCCCGGAAAUCGAGGAGAAGUUAGGGGUCCUCGACCAGCAGAGGGCCGACCUGGAGAAAGCCUGGGUCCAGCGCCGGAUGAUGCUGGACCAGUGCCUGGAGCUGCAGCUCUUCCACCGGGACUGUGAGCAGGCGGAGAACUGGAUGGCGGCCCGGGAGGCCUUCCUCAACACGGAGGACAAAGGCGAUUCGCUGGACAGCGUGGAAGCGCUGAUCAAAAAACACGAGGAUUUCGACAAGGCGAUCAACGUCCAGGAGGAAAAAAUUGCGGCUCUGCAAUCCUUCGCCGAACAGCUGAUUUCGGCCGAUCACUACGCCAAAGGAGUCGUCGCCAAUCGCCGUAACGAAGUUUUGGACAGGUGGCGCCGCCUGAAAGCCCAGAUGAUUGAGAAGCGCUCCAAGCUGGGCGAAUCCCAGACUCUCCAGCAGUUCAGCCGCGACGUCGACGAGAUCGAGGCCUGGAUCAGCGAGAAGCUGCAGACGGCCAGCGACGAGUCCUACAAGGAUCCCACCAACAUCCAGCUUUCCAAACUCCUGAGCAAGCACCAGAAACACCAGGCCUUUGAGGCAGAGCUACAAGCCAACGCCGACCGGAUCCGGGGCGUCAUCGACGUCGGCAACUCCCUCAUCGAGCGCGGGGCCUGCGCCGGGAGCGAGGAUGCCGUCAAGGCCCGAUUGGCCGCCCUGGCCGACCAAUGGCAGUUCCUCGUUCGGAAAUCGGCCGAGAAGAGUCACCGUCUGAAGGAAGCCAAUAAGCAACAGAAUUUCAACACCGGGAUCAAGGACUUUGACUUCUGGCUUUCAGAGGUGGAAGCGCUGCUCGCCUCUGAGGAUUAUGGGAAAGAUUUGGCGUCCGUUAAUAACCUUCUUAAGAAACACCAGCUGCUGGAAGCCGAUAUUUCGGCCCACGAGGAUCGCCUGAAGGAUCUGAAUGGCCAAGCCGACAGCCUGAUGACCAGCAGCGCCUUUGACACCUCCCAGGUCAAGGAGAAGCGGGAGACGGUCAACGGGAGAUUCCAGCGGAUCACUUCCAUGGCGGCCGCCCGGCGGGCCAAGCUGAACGAAUCCCACCGGCUCCACCAGUUCUUCCGGGAUAUGGACGACGAGGAAUCCUGGAUCAAAGAGAAGAAGCUCCUCGUCAGUUCGGAGGAUUACGGCCGGGAUCUGACCGGCGUCCAAAACCUGCGGAAGAAACACAAGCGGCUGGAGGCCGAAUUGGCCGCCCACGAACCGGCCAUCCAGGGCGUUCUGGACACCGGGAAGAAACUCUCGGACGACAACACCAUUGGCAAAGAGGAGAUCCAGCAAAGACUGGCUCACUUUGUGGAUCACUGGCAGGAACUCAAGAGGCUGGCGGCCGCCCGGGGCCAGCGUCUGGAGGAAUCCCUUGAAUACCAGCAAUUUGUGGCCAACGUGGAGGAAGAGGAAGCCUGGAUCAACGAGAAGAUGACCCUGGUGGCCAGCGAGGAUUACGGAGACACCCUGGCGGCCAUCCAGGGCCUGCUGAAGAAACACGAAGCCUUUGAGACCGACUUUGCCGUCCACAAGGAGCGGGUCAACGACGUCUGCGCCAACGGGCAGGAACUGAUCCAGAAGAACAACCACCACGAGGAGAACAUCACCGCCAAGAUGGCCGGCCUGCGGGCCAAAGUGGCCGACCUGGAGAGGGCGGCGUCCCAGCGCAAGGCCAAACUGGACGAAAACUCCGCCUUCCUCCAGUUCAACUGGAAGGCCGACGUGGUGGAGUCCUGGAUCGGGGAGAAAGAGAACAGCCUCAAGACGGACGAUUACGGCCGGGAUUUGUCUUCUGUCCAGACUCUGCUGACCAAACAGGAAACCUUUGACGCCGGCCUGCAGGCCUUCCAGCAGGAAGGGAUCUCCAACAUCGCCGCCCUGAAGGACCAGCUAUUGGCCGCCCGCCACGUCCAAUCGAAAGCCAUCGAGGCCAGACACGCCUCCCUGACGAAGCGCUGGAACCAAUUGCUGGCCGGAUCGGCCGCCCGGAAGAAGAAGCUUCUGGAAGCCCAGGAGCACUUCCGGAAGGUGGAAGAUCUCUUCCUCACCUUUGCCAAGAAGGCCUCCGCCUUCAACAGCUGGUUCGAGAACGCCGAGGAGGAUCUGACGGAUCCCGUGCGCUGCAACUCGCUGGAGGAGAUCCGGGCGCUGAGGGAGGCGCACGACGCCUUCCGGGCUUCCCUAAGCUCCGCCCAGGCCGACUUCAACCAAUUGGCCGAGCUGGAGCGCCAGAUCCGGAGCUUCCGGGUCGCCUCCAACCCCUACACCUGGUUCACCAUGGAGGCGCUGGAGGAGACCUGGCGGAACCUGCAGAAGAUCAUCAAGGAGCGGGAGCUGGAACUGCAGAAGGAGCAGCGGCGCCAGGAGGAGAACGACAAGCUGCGCCAGGAGUUUGCCCAGCACGCCAACGCCUUCCACCAGUGGAUCCAGGAAACCAGGACCUACCUACUCGACGGCAUUGCGUACCGGCGAGUAAUUCGCGUCUUUCAGUACCAAGUCGGGGAAGAUCUUUCCGGAAGGUCUUGCAUGGUUGAGGAAUCCGGAACUCUGGAGUCGCAGCUGGAAGCCACCAAGCGCAAGCACCAGGAGAUCCGCGCCAUGCGCAGCCAGCUGAAGAAGAUCGAGGAUCUGGGAGCCGCCAUGGAGGAGGCCCUGAUCCUGGACAACAAGUACACCGAACACAGCACCGUCGGCUUGGCCCAGCAGUGGGAUCAACUGGAUCAACUGGGGAUGCGCAUGCAGCACAACCUGGAGCAGCAGAUCCAGGCCAGGAACACGACAGGGGUCACCGAAGAAGCGCUGAAGGAGUUCAGCAUGAUGUUCAAGCACUUCGACAAGGACAAAUCCGGCCGCCUGAAUCACCAGGAGUUUAAAUCCUGCCUUCGAUCCCUCGGCUACGACUUGCCGAUGGUGGAGGAAGGAGAGCCGGAUCCUGAGUUUGAAUCCAUUCUGGACACGGUGGAUCCCAACAGGGAUGGCCACGUCUCCCUGCAGGAAUACAUGGCCUUCAUGAUCAGCCGGGAGACGGAGAACGUCAAGUCGAGUGAGGAAAUUGAGAGCGCGUUCCGGGCGCUGAGCUCCGAGGGGAAACCUUAUGUGACCAAGGAGGAGUUGUACCAGAACCUGACCCGCGAACAGGCCGACUACUGCCUCUCCCACAUGAAGCCGUACCUCGACUCCAAGGGCCGAGAGCUGCCCUCCGCCUUCGACUACGUCGAGUUCACCCGCUCCCUCUUCGUCAACUGAGCCCCACGGCGCCGUGGGGCCGACCCCCAACCCGCCCCCUUCCUGGCGCUGCAACUCCCGCGCUGG
This is a messenger RNA of Podarcis raffonei (Aeolian wall lizard), 7580 nucleotides long. RefSeq names its product spectrin alpha, non-erythrocytic 1 (gene SPTAN1). Gene Ontology annotation, molecular function: actin filament binding; calcium ion binding. The record is from RefSeq and is a predicted model, not a curated record. Gene Ontology annotation, biological process: actin cytoskeleton organization. Lineage: Eukaryota; Metazoa; Chordata; Lepidosauria; Squamata; Lacertidae. Gene Ontology annotation, cellular component: cell projection; cortical actin cytoskeleton; cell junction.